AUGGCCACCCUCAUCCACACCGCGCUGGUGAUCGCCACUGUGCUGAUCGGCCUGGCCGGCAUCGGCAUGAGCGCCGGUGGCCUGGGCACCCUGCACAAGGAGUGCCAGGACCUGGCCAACGUGGACGAUGAGCUCUGCGACGAGGAGUUCCGCUCCGAGUGGUGGGCCAUCAUCUUCGGCACGGGCUCCCUGAUCCUGGCCGUCGUGUCGUCGAUCAUGGGCCGCGUCUCCAACCCGCGCUGGCUGCUGCUGGUGGUGGCGUUCGUGGCCAUGUCCACAGUAGACCUGAUGGACGCAACGGAGAAGUCGUUGGUGUGGCGCGACGAGCGCAGCGGGCUUGCCGGCCCGCUCGAGGGCGACCUGCUGCAGGUGGUCACCCAGGAGGACGACGCGGUGAAGGUGCUCACGGCGGGGCUGAUUUGCAUGUCGGCCGCCAGCUGGCUGGUCAUCAUCGUGGCCACGGUUGUGGCGCCGGAGGAGGAGCCCGCGAAGAAGGACAUCGAGGGCGCCGCGGCGCCCCUGGCCUGA
Messenger RNA from Ostreobium quekettii, 528 nucleotides. The record is from the annotation of a GenBank genome assembly. Lineage: Eukaryota; Viridiplantae; Chlorophyta; Ulvophyceae; Bryopsidales; Ostreobiaceae.